Messenger RNA from Drosophila melanogaster (fruit fly), 745 nucleotides. It is a transcript of the gene ND-AGGG, whose product is annotated as NADH dehydrogenase (ubiquinone) AGGG subunit. Gene Ontology annotation, cellular component: respiratory chain complex I; mitochondrial inner membrane. The coding region runs from base 93 to 377 and encodes 94 amino acids. The record is from RefSeq and is marked reviewed. The transcript is spliced from 3 exons. Lineage: Eukaryota; Metazoa; Arthropoda; Insecta; Diptera; Drosophilidae.
AUUACCAUAAAAAUAAAUUACUUAACAAUAAAUAGCAAGUGAAAUAAAAAGAGGUUUUAUUAGGUUUUUUUAAAAGUACUUUCGAGCAGACGAUGAGCUUUGCUCUUAGAUUGGGAUCUUCAAUCGGGUGUUUUCACCGUACGAUCUUAGGUCGUGACAUAAUUCAAAGGAAAAGUCAUGUGGUAUCUUACCGCAAUGGCCCCCCUCCCCAUUCAAAGGCAACUAAAAUUGGUGCUUUAACUGUUGGAGGAGCUAUGUGGUGGUGGGUAAUCUGGCACUUAUGGCAUGAACCUGACCAUAUAACGGGGGAAUUUGAUUAUCCUAACUCAAGGAAAUGGAGCAACACAGAGUUGGGUGUUCCAAAGGAUGGAUUUUAAACAUUAUAUGUCCAAGCUUACUCCAUAAAUAUUGAUUAAAAUGCGAUAUGUAGGCAUGUAGUUACAUUAUUCUGCUUUGACUUAUUUGUUACAUAAUACUCGGUCCACAUUGAGUUUUUUUUACCCAAUCAACAUGUACAUAUGUACAAAUUAACCAGUUUCCUGGUGUUAUGUUUAUAGUAUUUAGCGUCGAUUUCCGGACGCCGGUGGCUUCACAAAUACACGACGGAGUAACUUUUGAAAAACUUUAUUGAGCAGUGCAAGUGCUGCUGUACGAAUAUAUAUAUAUAUAUAUAUAUAUAUAUAUAUAUAUAUAUAUAUAUAAAUAUACGAAUACAAGAAUGCAAAUUAAGAGCUAAAAUGAAAAC